CAAACGAUGAGCGAAGACCAUUUCCCUCGAGGAAACUUGAAGUCAUCAUCAUCAACUCAUUUGCGAGUAUCUUUGCGAUUCCAUUCCAGCACCAUGCCCUCGGCCCACUGUAGCAGCUGCACCUGCAAUAACGCACCCCAACAUCAGGCCCGCAGGAACUACAUCACAUUCAGUACAGUAUUCCAGAUAAUCGGGGCACUGGCAGCGAUCAUCUUUGGAGUGUGGGCGCCCCUCGCUUAUCAAGCAGCCAAAAUCGCCAACGUAGAAGCGGUCGUCGCAAACAUAAACGCUAAAGGCGCUGGCCAACUAUCUAUCAUCGACUUCUGUCUUACGAAUGAGCUGUGGAAGGACCGCGCAAUAUGUCAAAAGGCCUUAGCCGACUCCGAGAACUUGAUAAGUUCGAUGGUGAUGGUGACCUGCGGCAGUUAUCCUUACCCGAGCAGCACCUACACGCCCAUCCACACCACUUCAUAAGUAGUAUCUCGUAGCUAUGAGCGUAUUAUAUGUGCUGUGAGUUUCUAUGGCCGGAGCUAAGGAAGGUUGUGCGAGGGUUUGGCCUCUAAAGGAUGAUAAGUACAAGAUCUUAGAAAUAUUGAAAUUUUAGUCUGCAUCUUCGAGUCUAAUAGCUUCGUCAACUCAAGUGGUUUGAAACAGGGGCGGAGAAUCUGGGGAUCUCAACUCGUCGACCUGC
Messenger RNA from Mytilinidion resinicola, 691 nucleotides. RefSeq lists its product as uncharacterized. Bases 94 to 474 code for a protein of 126 amino acids. The record is from RefSeq and is a predicted model, not a curated record. The transcript has 2 exons. NCBI's taxonomy places the organism in Eukaryota, Fungi, Ascomycota, Dothideomycetes, Mytilinidiales, Mytilinidiaceae.